Messenger RNA from Colletotrichum higginsianum IMI 349063, 4104 nucleotides. Its product is annotated as hydantoinase B/oxoprolinase. NCBI's taxonomy places the organism in Eukaryota, Fungi, Ascomycota, Sordariomycetes, Glomerellales, Glomerellaceae. The transcript has 2 exons. The record is from RefSeq and is a predicted model, not a curated record. Gene Ontology annotation, biological process: glutathione metabolic process. The coding region runs from base 1 to 4104 and encodes 1367 amino acids. Gene Ontology annotation, molecular function: 5-oxoprolinase (ATP-hydrolyzing) activity. Gene Ontology annotation, cellular component: cytosol.
AUGACCUUGGACUCACGAGACCGCGGCAUCCGCAUCGCUAUUGACCGCGGGGGAACCUUCACAGACUGUGUCGGCGAGCUCAACGGCAAGGAGACCAUCAUCAAGCUCCUUUCCGAGGACCCCGCCAACUACAAGGAUGCGCCACUCGAGGGCAUCCGGCGCAUUAUGUCGCACUUCCUUGGCCGCGAGAUACCCCGCGGCGAGGCCCUCGACACGAAGCAGAUUGAUUCCAUCCGCAUGGGCACCACCGUGGCGACCAAUGCCCUGCUGGAGCGCAAGGGUGAGAAGAUCGCCAUGGUCGUCACCAAGGGGUUCAAGGACUGCCUUGCCAUCGGCAACCAAAGCAGACCUAAGAUCUUUGAUCUGGCGAUCCGGAAACCCGAUGUUUUGUACGAAACGGUGGUCGAGAUCGAUGAGCGCGUGACCUUGGAGGACUACGCCGAGGACCCGCAGAGGACCCUGACGCAGGCUUCUGCCAAGGCAGGGACGCCCGAGGCCGCCGAUGCGGAACUGGUCCAGGGUACAUCAGGUGAGGCCGUGAGAGUACUUCAGCGUCCCGAGGCGGGAAACAUCCGGGGACAGCUGCAAGACGUAUACGACUCGGGCAUCCGCAGCAUAGCUGUGUGUCUGAUGCACGGCUAUACCUUUCCCGACCACGAAGCCCUCGUCGGCAAGAUUGCCAAGGAGAUCGGCUUCCAGCAUAUAUCCCUUAGCCACGAGCUGAUGCCCAUGAUCAAGCUGGUGUCUCGAGCGACUUCCGUCUGCGCGGAUGCGUACUUGACACCCGCGAUCAAGAAGUACAUUUCCGGCUUCCAGGCUGGGUUUGAGGGGGGCUUGGGUACCAGGAGCGUCAAGCAGGAAGAAGGCGCCAAGGGGGCACGCUGCGAAUUCAUGCAGAGCGACGGCGGCCUUGUUGACGUGGAGAACUUUACCGGACUCAAGGCCAUCCUAUCGGGGCCGGCGGGUGGUGUGGUCGGGUACGCCAUCACGUCGUACGACGAAGAGACCAAGGUCCCGGUGAUUGGGUUCGACAUGGGCGGCACAAGCACCGACGUCUCUCGUUUCGGUGAGGGUCGGUAUGAGCAUGUUUUCGAAACCACCACUGCCGGCGUGACUAUCCAGUCGCCGCAGCUGGACAUCAACACCGUUGCCGCGGGUGGUGGCUCGAUGCUGUUCUGGAAGAACGGUCUUUUCGUAGUAGGGCCAGAGUCUGCCGGAGCGCAUCCCGGUCCGGCAUGCUACCGAAAGGGGGGUCCUGCGACGGUGACGGAUGCCAACCUCUAUCUCGGCCGCCUACUACCCGAGUUCUUCCCCAAGAUUUUCGGCGAGAACGAGGAUCAGGAGCUUGACGCCGAGGCUAGCAAGAAGGUUCUACAGGAACUUGCCGAUCAGGUAAACAAGGAAACGGGAAAGAACAUGAGCGUCGACGAGGUGGCAUAUGGUUUCCUGACUGUGGCUAAUGAGACCAUGACGAGACCCAUCAGGUCGAUCACCGAGGCCAAGGGGCACGACUCCUCCAAGCACCGCCUGGCGACAUUCGGUGGUGCCGGCGGCCAGCAUGCCGUUGCUAUUGCCGAGGCGCUCGGCAUUCAGCAGAUUCUCAUUCACAGAUACUCGUCUGUUCUUUCGGCGUACGGAAUGGCCCUGGCUGACGUCGUUGAUGAGCGUCAAGAGCCUGAUUCCAAGGUCUGGGAGUACCCGGGCAAAGCGGUUGACGAGCUGAAGAGCAAGAUGGAAAAACUGAAGGAAAAGUCCCGCUGGACACUGCGCGAACAGGGAUUCGAGGAAUCGGAAAUUGUGUUUGAAGAGUAUCUGAAUAUGCGAUAUCGUGGUACGGAGUCGGCCCUGAUGAUCAUAAAGCCCGAUAGCGAUGAACGGAACGAAGCGCGGGACUGGGACUUUGGAACCGCCUUCGUUCAACAGCACCGUUACGAGUUCGGGUUCACUCUGGAUGACCGGGACAUAAUCGUCGACGAUGUGCGCGUCCGAGGAAUCGGGAAGAGCUACAGACACGUGGAGAAGACUGUCGACCAGCAGCUGAAAGAGCUGCGGCGCAAGGACGUGGAUCAGAGCAAGGCACACAACCGACAGAAGGUCUACUUCGAGGAGGGCCGGCUCGAUACCCCCGUGUACAAGCUUGAGGACCUGAGCACUGGCGAGACAAUCAAGGGCCCUGCCAUGCUUGCGGACGGCACACAAACGAUCGUGGUCACCCCCAAGGCCAUUGCUUUGAUUCUCGAUACCCAUGUUGUCAUCGACAUACAGAAGGAGGGCUCAAAAGAAGAUGGCGCGCAAAAGAGCCAUGAAGAACGCGAGGUCGACCCAAUCAUGCUUAGUAUAUUUGGGCAUCGCUUCAUGGCGAUUGCAGAGCAGAUGGGCCGGGCGUUGCAAAAGACGAGUGUCAGCACCAACGUUAAGGAGCGCCUUGACUUUUCUUGCGCCAUCUUCGACGCGACGGGAGGUCUCGUCGCUAACGCGCCCCAUCUGCCCGUUCAUCUGGGUUCCAUGUCCACCUGCGUGAAGCGCCAAGCCGAGAUAUGGAAGGGCAAUUUGAAGAAGGGUGAUGUCAUCAUCUCCAACCACCCCUCGUACGGUGGUACCCAUUUGCCGGACAUCACCCUUGUGAUGCCGGCCUUCAACGACAAGGGCGACAAGAUCCUCUUCUACGCGGCCUCGAGGGCGCAUCAUGCAGACAUCGGCGGCAUCACGGCCGGCAGCAUGCCGCCACAUUCCAAGGAGCUGUUCCAGGAAGGCGCCGCGAUCAAGAGCGAGAAGCUUGUGAGCGAGGGCCGCUUCGACGAGAAGAGAGUGACGGAGCUUCUGUACAACGAGCCCGCGCAGUACCCCGGUUGCAGUGGCACGCGCUGCUUGGCCGACAACAUCAACGACUUGAGAGCCCAGGUCUCAGCCAACCAAAAGGGCAUCGCGUUGAUUGAGGGACUCAUUGAGGAGUACGGCGAGGAUACGGUGCAGUUCUACAUGGUCCACAUCCAAAACAACGCGGAGCUAUGCGUCCGUAACCUGCUGAAGGAGGUCAGUAAACGCUUCGAGGGCAAGGACCUCCAAGCGGUGGACUUCAUGGACGACGGCAGCCCAAUCCGGUUGAAGGUGACUAUCGAUGCCGACAAGGGCGAGGCCGUGUUCGACUUUGAAGGCACAGGCCCCGAGGUCUACGGCAACGUCAACGCGCCCGAGGCCGUGACCUAUAGCGCGAUCAUCUACUGCCUCCGCUGCCUCAUUUCCGAGGACAUCCCCCUGAAUCAAGGGUGUCUCAAGCCCAUCCACGUCCGGAUUCCGCCCAAGUCGCUGCUGUCCCCCUCGGACGGCGCCGCGGUCGUGGGCGGCAACGUGCUGACGAGCCAGCGCGUGACGGACGUCAUCUUCAAGGCCUUCCAGGCGUGCGCGGCGAGCCAGGGCGACUGCAACAACCUCACCUUCGGCUUCGGCGGGAACGUGACGGGCCAGAAGGAGAUCAAGGGGUUCGGGUAUUACGAGACGAUCGCGGGCGGCAGCGGCGCGGGGCCGAGCUGGGAGGGGACCAGCGGCGUGCACACGCACAUGACCAACACGCGCAUCACGGACUCGGAAGUGUUUGAGCGGCGAUACCCCGUCAUCCUGCGGGAGUUCUCGCUGAGGGCGGGGUCCGGCGGCGACGGGCAGCACCGCGGUGGUGACGGCGUCGUCCGCGACAUCGAGUUCCGGAUCCCCGUGCAGGUGUCGAUCCUCAGCGAGAGGCGCGUGUACCGGCCGUACGGGCUCGCGGGCGGCGAGGACGGCGAGUGCGGGCUGAACAUAUGGGUGAGGAACGUCGAGAAGGGCAGCUGGGAGAAGUCGCUCAGGAGGCUCAACAAGACUGGCAAGGGGGGGCAGCAGCAUGUUGAGGGGGGCGACGACGAGGUCGAGUACGAGGAGAGACGGUUCAACCUGGGCGCCAAGAAUAGCGCGCCGAUGAAGCCUGGAGAGAGGAUCAUCAUCCACACGCCCGGCGGCGGCGGCUGGGGGAAGGUUGGGACGGAGAAGGCGUUCAGCCGCAAGAGGGACCCGACGGAGGGGUGGAGGAAGGGGAGCCACGCGAACAGAGAAGAUACCGCGCUCCAGGUGUGA